AUGGAUUCUGCUGGGGAAACCGCCCUGAAGGGCUACCCCGCGCGAGGCUGGAAGGCUUGGUCGCUCAAGAAGAAACUCAUCGUGGUCGGCUCGAUCCUUGGUGCGAUCGUGGUCAUCGGAGUUGCCCUUGGCGUGGGCCUGGGAGUCGGGUUGAACAACGGCGGCGGUGGUGGUGGCGGUGGUGAGGAAGAGCCCUCUCCUCCCACGAACACAACCGGCAACUACACGACCGCCAAAUGGCAGCCUGCCGUGGGUACGACCUGGCAGAUCGAGCUGCUGUACACGCUCAAUGACACCUCGGUGGAUGUAGACGUCUACGACAUUGAUCUCUUCAACAACAAUCAAUCCAUCAUCAACAGCUUGCACGACGCGGGUCGCAAGGUCAUCUGCUAUUUCUCGGCCGGCAGCUACGAGAACUGGCGCCCGGAUAAGGAUGACUUCAAGUCCGCCGAUCUGGGCAAGAACCUCGACGGCUGGCCCGGGGAGAAGUGGAUCAACAUCAGCUCCCCGAAUGUGCGCAAGAUCAUGCAGGCCCGGCUGGACAUGGCGCAGAAGAAGAGCUGCGACGGCGUCGACCCGGACAAUGUCGAUGGCUAUGACAACACGAAUGGCCUGGGUUUGACCGAGGCCGACUCCAUCGACUAUGUCAACUGGAUGGCGAACGAGGCGCAUGCCCGCAACAUGUCCAUCGGCCUGAAGAACGCAGGAGCCAUCAUUCCCUCGGUCAUCAAGAACAUGCAGUGGAGCGUCAACGAGCAGUGCGCAGAGUAUGACGAGUGUGACACCUACGCCGCCUUCACCAAAGCGGGCAAGCCGGUGUUCCACAUUGAGUACCCCAAGGGGGACGAUACCAACAACAACAACGAGGUCACGACCACCCAGAAGAACGACGCCUGCGACUUCACCGGGUCCGGCAACUUCUCAACUGUCAUCAAGAACAUGGAUCUGGACAACUGGAUUCAAACCUGCUGA
This is a messenger RNA of Aspergillus aculeatinus CBS 121060, 972 nucleotides long. RefSeq names its product endo alpha-1,4 polygalactosaminidase. Bases 1 to 972 code for a protein of 323 amino acids. NCBI's taxonomy places the organism in Eukaryota, Fungi, Ascomycota, Eurotiomycetes, Eurotiales, Aspergillaceae. The record is from RefSeq and is a predicted model, not a curated record. The transcript has a single exon.